Molecule: messenger RNA, 312 nt
Organism: Aspergillus piperis CBS 112811
Lineage: Eukaryota; Fungi; Ascomycota; Eurotiomycetes; Eurotiales; Aspergillaceae
Product: CTAG/PCC1 family protein
Exons: 2
Cellular component (GO): EKC/KEOPS complex
Source: RefSeq, a predicted model, not a curated record
AUGGCAUCUAACGGAAUCCCCUCCGAAUUCCCCUACACCCUAACAAUCUCUCUCCCUCUCCCUACCAACCGCCUGGCGUCCGCCGCCCUGCGCACCCUCGAGGUUGACACCGAGCUCUCCCCCUUCGUGAAGCGCAGUUUCGCCCUGACAACGCCGAUGAAAGAGCAAACCGCCGACGAAGAGGCCAAAACUGUGCUGGAGACGACCUACUGCGCGACGACGAAUCGCAUGCUGCGUGUCUCUGUGAAUGGCUUUAUGGAAAACCUGGCAGUGGUGCUUGGAGUGAUGGAAGAACUGGACGUGGAUGUUCUA